Eufriesea mexicana is the source of this 2018-nucleotide messenger RNA. Its product is annotated as succinyl-CoA ligase [ADP-forming] subunit beta, mitochondrial. The transcript has 7 exons. Lineage: Eukaryota; Metazoa; Arthropoda; Insecta; Hymenoptera; Apidae. Gene Ontology annotation, molecular function: metal ion binding; ATP binding; succinate-CoA ligase (ADP-forming) activity. The coding region runs from base 16 to 1365 and encodes 449 amino acids. The record is from RefSeq and is a predicted model, not a curated record. Gene Ontology annotation, biological process: succinyl-CoA metabolic process; tricarboxylic acid cycle. Gene Ontology annotation, cellular component: succinate-CoA ligase complex; mitochondrion.
CACUGCUUUAGUAAGAUGGCUACCAUGUUGUCUCGGGCUAUCUCACUCGUUGAAAAUAUUACCCGAUUCAAUGGGUCGAAGAUACUGGGAUGCAAAACCAACUUAGUAAAGCAACCAGUCAGGAACUUAAAUGUUCAUGAACACAUCAGUUAUAGUUUAUUAAAUGAAGCUGGAGUUCCAACUCCUAAAUUUGGUGUUGCUAAAACUCCAGAUGAAGCUGCAAAACUUGCUGCUGACUUGAAGACCAAAGAUAUAGUUUUAAAAGCCCAAGUUUUAGCUGGUGGUAGAGGAAAAGGACAUUUUAAAGGGACUAAUAUCAGUGGUGUAAAGAUGUGUGAAACACCAGAAGAAGCAAAAAAAUUAGCAAGUCAAAUGUUAGGGAAAUUGUUAAUUACUAAACAAACAGGUGAAGCAGGGAGAAUAUGCAAUGCAGUAAUGGUAACACAGCGAAUGUUUCCUCGUAAAGAAUACUACCUUGCUGUCAUGAUGGAAAGAGCCUUUGGUGGUCCAGUUAUAAUAGCUUCAAGUCAAGGUGGUGUAAAUAUUGAGGAAGUUGCUGCAACAAAUCCUAGUGCUAUCAUGUAUGAACCUAUUGAUAUUUACAAGGGUAUUACAAAAGAUCAAGCAGAACGUAUUGCUGUUAAACUUGGACUUCAAAAUGUUAAAGAUUAUAUUUCUGAUAUCAUUAUGAAUUUGUAUAAAAUGUUUCUUAAAAAAGAUGCUCUUUUAUUAGAAGUAAAUCCUUUAGCAGAAGAUGUUAAUGGACAAUAUUUUGCUUUGGACUGCAAGUGCAGAUUUGAUGAUAAUGCUGAAUUUAGACAAAAGGAAUUAUUUUCUUUGAGAGAUUGGACUCAAGAAGAUACUAAAGAAGUUGAAGCUGCUAAAUAUGACUUAAAUUAUAUUGCACUUGAUGGCAACAUUGGCUGUAUGGUAAAUGGAGCUGGUUUAGCUAUGGCUACUAUGGACAUUAUAAAAUUACAUGGAGGAGAACCAGCUAAUUUCUUGGAUGUAGGUGGUGGUGCAUCCACGUCUGCCGUGAAAGAAGCAUUUAAAAUAAUUACAUCUGAUCCUCGAGUUCACGCUCUCUUAGUUAAUAUAUUUGGUGGAAUUAUGAGAUGUGAUGUUAUUGCAGAAGGAAUCAUUGCUGCAACUAAAGAACUUAGUUUAAAGAUUCCUGUUGUUGUGCGAUUACAAGGUACAAAUGUAGACGAAGCAAAGGCUCUUAUCGCAAAUGCAGGAUUAAAAAUUGUACCAAUUGAUGAUCUUGAUGAAGCUGCCCGAGUUGCGGUUAAAUUAUCAACGAUUGUUAAAUUAGCACAAUCUGAAAAUCUUAGCGUUAAUUUCGAAAUACCUUCAAUUUCAUAAGUUUAGUGUAAAUUGCAAUUUGCAUAUUAUCAAAAGAAUUAUCAGGAUAUAUUCACAUUGCUAAACGUUUGGAUCAACAUUUGAAAGUAAUAACUAGAUUAAUAAUUUCGAAUGUCAUUUCUGUGCUGUCUUUAGAGUAACAUUUGAAUAAUUCUUAUAUUUAUAUUAUAAGUGGAAUGGAAAGAAAGUUCAUUGAAAUUUUGUUUUGCUUGAUAUUUUUAACAUUUAUAUUUUCUCCCUAAAAUGAGAAAAAAUAUGAACACAUGUUUCAUCACGAUUUUAUAUAUUUUAAAUGUUGCAAACAGUACUAGACAAUCUAUUCAAAAUUAAUAUCACUUCCUUUUCAAUGCAAGCACAAAUUCGUUCCCAAGAAGGACACAGACUUCUUUAAGAAUGUAAUUUAUUGCUUACCCAAUUAACGGGUUUCUGUGAUUCAGUAUUAAAAUUAAGUUACAUAAUGUACACUUACGACAUAGCCAUAUUUUUUGCACGAAAGUGUAUUUUACGUUCUUUUAAAGUUUAUAAAUGUACUAACAAAGUACACGAUUAUUGUCCAAAAACGAAACAUUUUGUAUAACCAUCCACAAAAAAAAUUGUUAUAAUUGAGAUAUUACGCGAGAUAUAAUUACUAUAUCUCACAUAAAAAAAGAAAA